AUGGGAGUUCUCCUUACAUCACAAAACGGACUGGCUCCUUGCGAAAAUGGCGACCCCUAUGAGCCUGGUGAGAACCAAGGUUUGAUCCAAGUGGCCUAUUCUGGCGUCAGCCCUGCCGAUGUAAAGUAUGGACAGCAAUUGGGGUUGAACGACCGGGUUACCGGCUACGAGUUCAGUGGAACGGUUGCCAAGGCUGGACCUGGAUUUCCUUAUGCAGUUGGCGAUGAGGUCUUUGGCUUAAGGAGACUGGACUUGGGAUCGCGAUUCGGAGAGCAUCAAGAUUGGCUGAUUGCUGAGGGCAACUCACUGCUCGCCAAGCGCCCGUCCACACUUCCAAAGGACGCUGCGGCGGGAAUGUUAGUCGCGUUAAGAACUGCAGUUGAUGCCUUGAUCGAUAUUUUGGGAUUUCAUGUUCUCGAGAUCACCGGAUCCGAUAGUGCGCUGGGAUGCGCAGCCAUACAAAUCGCAAAAGCUGCAGGCGUCAAUCUUAUUAUCGCUAUAACGGAUCCUUCUUAUUACCAGAUACUGCUGGAUUUGGGGGCACAUCGAAGCCUUGACGAAGAUUAUUAUAAGUUACUUCCCGAGAUCAGGCAGAUUAUUGAUGACCACCCGGAGGUUGAAAAGAUGGAUUACUUGGACUGCAAGGGUACGGAAUUCACGACUACGAAGUGUGUUGAACUCCGUCGUGACGAUCAUGAGUAUGAUGAGAUGGUCGUCUCGAAUUUGCCGAUAAGCGGCCGAAAAGCUUCUUGGAUAUGGUGUGCCUAUCCGUGGCUGGGAUAUGAAUCUGCCUCCACCCAUAGGUCAUAUACCCUCAUCCGAGCAUGCGGAGCAAACCCUGGCUAA
Molecule: messenger RNA, 846 nt
Organism: Exserohilum turcica Et28A
Lineage: Eukaryota; Fungi; Ascomycota; Dothideomycetes; Pleosporales; Pleosporaceae
Exons: 2
Coding region: 1-846 (281 amino acids)
Source: RefSeq, a predicted model, not a curated record